This is a messenger RNA of Benincasa hispida (wax gourd), 1768 nucleotides long. Its product is annotated as transcription factor bHLH112-like. The record is from RefSeq and is a predicted model, not a curated record. Gene Ontology annotation, biological process: regulation of transcription by RNA polymerase II. Gene Ontology annotation, cellular component: nucleus. Gene Ontology annotation, molecular function: RNA polymerase II cis-regulatory region sequence-specific DNA binding; DNA-binding transcription factor activity, RNA polymerase II-specific; protein dimerization activity. Lineage: Eukaryota; Viridiplantae; Streptophyta; Magnoliopsida; Cucurbitales; Cucurbitaceae.
UCCUCUCGUCCUAUCCAUCAAUCUAUCCUCGAAACGUCAACCCGAUUCCGAUUUUAAGUUUGUUUAAAGUUUAAAACUUUAAACACAAAAAAUAUUUUAAUUUUUAACUGCCCGCUCUCUCUUUCAUAUUUAAAGGCAACCGAUUGUAAAGAGAGUGCUUGAUUUUACAAUAUGGCUGAGGAUUUUCAGACUCCAAUUUGCGGUGAUAAUUGGUGGAGCUCUUCCCGUAGUAUGUUGGUCGCCGUCGGUGGAUUAUCCCCUUGUUCCGUCGGAAUCGCCGACUUAUCUUGGCCACCGUCCGAUGACUUUCUCGACAUCAAACCCAAAUCCGCCGCCACUGAUUCCGACAACAACAACAACUCCUCCAUGCUUUUUCAAGAUUAUUCCACUUUUCAAAUGAUGGGUUUUGCUCUUUCUUCUUCUACCACCUCCGAUCAUUGGAACCAAUCUGAUAAUUUGCUUAAUUCGAAUGGAAUUCCGACGAAUUUCUGUAGUGAAAAUGGAAUGAAGGAAGGAAAUGAUGGUGAGGGUUAUUUAAACUGCUCAUCCACUAAUACAACAAAUUGCCAAGCCGGUUUAUUUCCUGUUGAGUCAACUUUAUAUGGAUACUCUUCUCCUUCAACUAAUUUAUACGAUGAUGAUCGUGAUCCUCAUCCUCUUUUCAAUUCUACCCCUACAGUUACCAGUAAUUCCACUACCUUCCCGCCCACAAAUAAUCCUAAUCACUUAUCUUUAUCUUCAACCCCUAAUUUUCCUUGUAAUUACCUUGUUAAACCCUCACUUUCAAACCCUUCCCCACACUUGCACUUCACAAACAACACACCCUUUUGGAAUGCUUCUUCUUCAAAUACCAUUCCACAGGGAAUUGCUUCCUUACUUGAAGACAACAACCCUAAAUCCCAAAAUACUACCCUUGCUUUCAAGUGUAUGAAUAGAGGCAAUUCUGAAGAUGGUCAAGAUCAAGUAAAGAAAGGUGAUAAAAAUAGUGCAAUAACGACCGAACCAGCCGUGUUUAAAAGGCCUCGAAUUGAAACUCCUUCACCAUUGCCAACAUUUAAGGUGCGGAAAGAGAAGCUAGGGGACCGGGUCACUGCCCUUCAACAACUGGUUUCACCGUUUGGAAAGACCGAUACAGCCUCAGUUCUACAUGAAGCAAUUGAGUACAUAAAAUUCCUCCACGAUCAAGUCAGUGUCUUAAGCACACCAUAUAUGAAGAGCAACAAUGGAAUAACACCCGUCCAACACCAACAACAGGUAUCUGAAAAAGCAAACCGAGAUAGCCCAAAACAAGAUCUGAAAAGCCGAGGGCUUUGUUUGGUGCCAAUUUCAAGCACAUUCCCAGUAACAAAUGCAACGACGGCGGAUUUCUGGACACCGACGUUCGGCGGAACAUUCCGAUGAAGAGAACUGAAUGAGAAUGCAAGGAAUAGGGAGGAGUUUUAUAGAGAGAAAUAUAUUAAUCAUAUAAGAUUGAAAUUGGUGUAAUAAUAAUAAAAAAAAAAAAAAUUAGUGAUGAGUAGUAAUUGUGGUAGUAGCAGUAGUAUUGGGAAGAACAGGAACAAGUGCUAAAUUCAGGUAAAGUACUCAACCACAUAGAUCCAAGUGGUUGAUGAUAGCUGGAUUUAGCAGAUGGGGGUUUGAAUUAUAAUAUAAAGUUGGCCCUUUUGUUCCUGUUCCUUUUCUUUUUCUUUUUAAUUUUUAAUUUCUAAUAUGUAAUCUAUGAACUUCAUCAAAGUCUAUAUUAUCAAAUUUUAUUUUUUUUGUUAAA